Messenger RNA from Anopheles bellator, 494 nucleotides. Its product is annotated as mitochondrial intermembrane space import and assembly protein 40-B. The coding region runs from base 1 to 444 and encodes 147 amino acids. Gene Ontology annotation, cellular component: mitochondrial intermembrane space. Gene Ontology annotation, biological process: protein import into mitochondrial intermembrane space. Lineage: Eukaryota; Metazoa; Arthropoda; Insecta; Diptera; Culicidae. The transcript is spliced from 2 exons. The record is from RefSeq and is a predicted model, not a curated record. Gene Ontology annotation, molecular function: protein-disulfide reductase activity.
AUGUCGAUUUGCAAGAGCUACGGGAAAGAUAAGGUCAUUUUCGCCACCAAGGAAGACCACGCGGUGCCCAGCAAGAUCGAGCUGCCGGAGUCGGAACCGCGGCCUGGUCUGAUUUUGGAAAGUGGCGACAUCAAUUGGAACUGUCCCUGUCUAGGCGGAAUGGCGAUCGGUCCGUGCGGGGUCGAAUUCCGAGAAGCCUUUUCCUGCUUCCACUACAGUCAAGCAGAGCCGAAAGGUUCCGACUGCUACGAAGCAUUCAGCACGAUGAACGAGUGUAUGCGAAAUUACCCGGGCGUUUACAAACAAAACCUCAACGGGGAAGAGGAUGAGGACGCCAGCGGCGUGGCCGGAAUGACGGAAAAAUCGUCCGACGAUAACCAAUCGAACGAGGACAGUGGGGCGGUGGAAGCCGUUAAAAAUACCGUAGCUACGAAGGCGAACUAGUUUGUAUAACGUACAAAGAUUUAUCGAGUAAAAUAUGAUGCAAAAGUAGU